Wasmannia auropunctata (little fire ant) is the source of this 844-nucleotide messenger RNA. RefSeq lists its product as uncharacterized. NCBI's taxonomy places the organism in Eukaryota, Metazoa, Arthropoda, Insecta, Hymenoptera, Formicidae. The record is from RefSeq and is a predicted model, not a curated record. Bases 266 to 808 code for a protein of 180 amino acids. The transcript is spliced from 4 exons.
UAUCGAUCAAACGAGAAUAAGAGAACGCGCAUACAGCGAUUGUGACCAACGUUCGUUCGAAAUCUGAUAGGAUUCGUUCACCCGAAUUUAACAAGUAUUGAGGAGAAAUGUUAAAGUGUCUUCAUUUCUCACACAAAAAACUACACAGUGACCACAUAAUAUUUUUUCAGAUAUAGCUUUAGUGAGAUCUUUUGAUAACAUGAAGAAUUCGACAGAUUAAUAUGAUAUUCCAUUCGUUAUUCUUCGAGCCAAAUCUGGAUCAUCGAUGCUACCGACCCUUAUACGAUCUACUGAACGUCGAACCUUUAAUGAAAAAACCGAUCCCGUUGAGACAUUGCCCCGCAUGAUCGGUGAAUUAUCGAUUGAUGAAUGUGCGAAGCGAAACAUCGUCAGUAAAGUAAAUCAAGACUCUACAAUUGGAGAAAGAAUCACGGAACGCGAUUCUAAAUUGAGGACGGCCUCUCUGUACGAUGUCGAUAGAAUGUCAUUCGAGGAACUGCAAGCUUCUCUACGUAGAAUUACGGAAAAUCCGCGACAACCGUUUUCAUUUCUGACGAAUAUCUCCGAUGAAUUCGCGAGUGACAAACAUUUGUCGACGAACCCUACGGAAAUCGACAUGCAAUUGGCUGCUGUAGCACAGCGUAUCGAAUCGAGUAAAAUUUUAUUGGAGGAAGCCAAAUCUCACAUCGAAAACAUAUAUCUUCGCGCUAGGCAAAAUGAUGUUUGCCAAUUGUGGAAAAUACCCAACAUUUACGAUGAUAAAGCCAAAGAAGAGUCCGUUAACUGUUUUAAUCCUGCAAGUUCAUAAAGAUUAUACUUAAAUAAAAGAUUUUCAAAGGAUAAA